Larimichthys crocea (large yellow croaker) is the source of this 6973-nucleotide messenger RNA. RefSeq names its product eph receptor B2b (gene ephb2b). Gene Ontology annotation, molecular function: transmembrane-ephrin receptor activity; ATP binding; protein binding. Gene Ontology annotation, cellular component: dendrite; plasma membrane. Gene Ontology annotation, biological process: axon guidance; ephrin receptor signaling pathway; protein phosphorylation. Lineage: Eukaryota; Metazoa; Chordata; Actinopteri; Sciaenidae. The transcript has 16 exons. The record is from RefSeq and is a predicted model, not a curated record. Bases 120 to 3089 code for a protein of 989 amino acids.
CUGCUAUCUGGCAUCGCUCUAUUGGAGGUGAAGGACCGCCUGUCCCCUCUCUGCCUUUGCUGUCAAUGGCUAUCGGGACGUAUUUCAUUUGAAUGUCUGGGCGAUAUAAGUAACCAAUAAUGGAUAUUUUAUGGAUAUUAUGGACCAUACCGGCCGUAAUAGCUGUUGAAGAGACGCUUAUGGACUCCACUACAGCCACAGCGGAGCUCGGCUGGACGGUCUACCCCGUGUCAGGGUCGAGUGAUAAUAGCUGGGAGGAGGUGAGCGGUUAUGAUGAAAACAUGAACACCAUACGGACGUACCAGGUCUGCAAUGUUUUCGACAACAAUCAGAACAACUGGGUACGAACCAAGUACAUCCGACGCCGUGGUGCUCAGCGGAUCCAUGUGGAGAUGAAGUUCUCCGUGAGGGACUGCAGUAGCAUUCCCAACGUGCCAGGCUCCUGUAAAGAGACGUUUAACCUCUAUUACUAUGAAUCUGAUGCCGACACAGCCACCAGAACCUCCCCAGCUUGGAUGGAGAACCCCUGGAUCAAAGUUGACACCAUCGCAGCAGACGAGAGCUUCUCCCAGGUGGACCUAGGGGGCAGAGUGAUGAAGAUCAACACUGAGGUCCGGAGCUUCGGCCCUGUGUCCCGAAAUGGCUUCUACCUGGCAUUCCAGGACUAUGGCGGCUGCAUGUCGCUCAUCGCUGUUCGCGUCUUUUACCGGAAGUGUCCCCGCAUCAUCACUAAUGGGGCCCUCUUCCAGGAGACACUCUCAGGAGCUGAAAGCACCUCCCUGGUGGCUGCAAGAGGAGUUUGCAUCCCUAACGCGGAGGAGGUGGAUGUGCCAAUUAAGUUGUACUGCAAUGGAGAUGGAGAAUGGAUGGUACCCAUCGGACGCUGCAUGUGCAAGGCUGGAAACGAGGCUGUAGAGAAUGGGACUGUGUGUCGAGCCUGUCCGUCAAGCUUUUUCAAGCCAACUCAAGGAGAUGAGCCCUGUAUGCAGUGUCCCAUCAACAGCCGCACCACCAGCGAAGGCGCCAUUAACUGCGUUUGCCGCAACGGAUACUAUCGCACCGACUCAGAUCCUCUUCAGAUGCCAUGCACAACUGUCCCUUCAGCUCCACAGACUGUCAUCUCCAGUGUGAAUGAAACCUCUGUGAUGCUGGAGUGGAUGCCUCCUCGGGAUUCCGGUGGCCGCGAGGACGUGGUCUUCAACAUCAUCUGCAAGAGCUGUGGCGGAGGCCGGGGAGGCUGCACCCGCUGCGGGGACAACGUACAGUUUUUGCCCCGUCAGCUAGGCCUGACAGAAACCCGGGUCUACAUUAGCGACCUGUUGGCCCACACGCAGUACACAUUUGAGGUGCAGGCUGUCAACGGGGUGUCAGAUCAGAGCCCCUACUCUCCUCAGUACGCCUCAGUCAACAUUACCACUAACCAGGCCGCUCCAUCCACAGUAUCUAUAAUGCACCAGGUCAGUCGCACUGUGGACAGCAUCACCCUCUCCUGGUCCCAGCCUGACCAGCCUAAUGGAGUCAUCCUGGACUAUGAGCUACAGUAUUAUGAAAAGGACCAAUCAGAAUAUAACUCUACCACCAUCAGGAGCCAGACCAACACAGUGGUCAUCCGUGGCCUCAAGCCAGGAAGCAUCUACGUGUUCCAGGUCCGAGCCCGCACCGUGGCUGGGUUUGGACGCUACAGUGGCAAACUGUACUUCCAGACCAUGACUGAGGAGGAAUACAACACCAGUAUUCAGGAGAAGCUGCCUCUCAUCAUUGGAUCAGCAGCCGCUGGCUUGGUCUUCCUCAUAGCUGUGGUCGUCAUCAUCAUCGUCUGUAACCGGAGGCGUGGCUUUGACAGAGCUGAUUCUGAAUACACAGACAAACUGCAGCACUACACCAGCGGCCACAUGACUCCAGGAAUGAAGAUUUAUAUUGAUCCGUUCACAUAUGAGGACCCCAACGAGGCUGUGAGGGAGUUUGCUAAGGAGAUUGAUAUAUCCUGCGUGAAGAUUGAACAGGUCAUUGGUGCAGGUGAGUUCGGAGAGGUGUGCAGUGGUAACCUAAAGCUCCCAGGUAAAAGGGAGAUGUUUGUUGCCAUAAAAACGCUGAAGUCUGGCUACACAGAAAAGCAAAGGCGGGACUUCCUCAGUGAGGCCAGCAUCAUGGGCCAGUUCGACCAUCCCAACGUCAUUCACCUGGAGGGCGUGGUCACCAAGAGCAGUCCCGUCAUGAUCAUCACUGAGUUCAUGGAGAACGGAUCUCUGGACUCCUUCCUCAGACAAAACGAUGGGCAGUUCACUGUGAUCCAGCUCGUUGGUAUGCUACGUGGCAUUGCCUCAGGCAUGAAAUACCUCGCCGACAUGAACUACGUGCACCGCGACCUCGCUGCCCGAAACAUCCUGGUCAACAGCAACCUCGUGUGCAAGGUGUCAGACUUUGGUCUCUCGCGCUUCCUGGAGGAUGAUACAUCAGACCCCACCUACACUAGUGCUCUGGGAGGGAAGAUUCCUAUCCGAUGGACUGCACCCGAAGCUAUCCAGUACAGGAAGUUCACCUCCGCUAGUGAUGUGUGGAGCUAUGGGAUCGUCAUGUGGGAAGUCAUGUCCUACGGAGAGAGGCCUUAUUGGGACAUGACCAAUCAAGAUGUCAUCAAUGCCAUAGAACAGGACUACCGGCUGCCUCCACCCAUGGACUGUCCCAGUGCGCUGCACCAGCUCAUGCUGGACUGCUGGCAAAAGGACCGCAACAACCGGCCCAAAUUCAGUCAGAUCGUCAACAACCUUGACAAGAUGAUCCGCAAUCCCAACACGCUGAAGGCCAUGACCCCGUUAUCUUCGGGUGUUCAUCUCCCUCUCCUGGACCGCAGCAUCCCAGACUUCUCCAGCUUCAGCACUGUGGACGAGUGGCUGGAUGCCAUCAAGAUGGGCCAGUACAAAGACAACUUUGCCAACGCUGACUUUUCUACAUUUGAUGUGGUGUCCCAAAUGACCAUGGAGGACAUUCUGAGGGUUGGUGUGACGUUAGCAGGCCAUCAAAAGAAGAUCCUCAACAGCGUCCAGAUGAUGCGGGCACAGAUGAACCAGAUCCAGUCGGUGGAGGUUUGACCCUCCCGAGCGGAGCAGAGGGGAGGAAAAAAAUGAUCGUGGUGGUUCGGACGCAGGGCUCUGGAUGUGGAGGAUGGAGUGGAUGUUUUUCGCGUUACACUUUGUCUGGGCUUCCUACCAGACUAUCAUUCAUCCCCCGUUCCUCUCUCCACUCCCCUCUCUCCUCAUCCUCCUCCCCCUCCUCCUCCUCCUCUUAUCCCCUCACCUCUGGCUCUCCCUCCAUCUUUGGGAUCAGCUGUGGAGAGUCAUGGAAAGUCCAUGUGAUGAGGCAUCAAGAGGGCCCACAGCCGACUCACCAAGGGAGCUUAGAAACAUGGGAGGUUAGAAGUGACCAGCAACGCAUUUUUCAAUCUUCCACCAAUUUUCAUUUGAUGUUGAACAUUUCUUUUUUUCUUUUUGGUUUGUUUGUUUCUGAUAAUUUUGUAAAGAAUUUUUUAAAGAAAAAAAAAGAAAAAACUGAGAAAAGGCAAGGAGUUUAUCUAAAUUUAUAGAUGAUAUAAGGUUGUACACUAGAUGAACUGAGUAGGAAAGCUACCCUUUAAAAGGGCAAAAAAAAAAGAAAACAAGGAAGAGUUGAGGAGAGAAUCCUCAACAAGGUGUGGAUAACGUCUGCCGUUUUUAAUUUCGGAUGUCACGAGGAAACACGGAGUUCUCUGCUGCCUCCUGAACGACAAAACACAGAGGAUACCGAGGAACCCGAUGUACACUCCCUACUGUUUCCCCAGGAGAAAAGAAAAAAUGAAAAAAAGAAAAAAAAAACAUGAAAUGGACAACUUUUGGCAUAGACUGAUGUCAUAAACAUUAAUUCACACGGUGAAAUCAACACUCAAGAAAAAGAAAACAGCUUUUUUUUUCUCAUUGCAAGUAAUUUUCUAUAUUGUGUGAAAUUUUGUGAUGAAGAUUCCGUCUCACCAUGCUUCCUCUCACUAUAGACAAAAUGACAAGUUUGUUUUUGUUUUCUUUCACAGUGACAUACUCACAGCUUGCCAAAUACAAACUCUUCUCUCUCUUUUUUUUUUUUUUUUUUGCACCCCAAUCAUGCUCCUGUACUGUACAUAUCAAGAUGCACUUGACCUGCCACAACGCAAAGACUCAGAAACAGUUCAUCGAUCCGUUCAGGAGCGCAAGAACUGACCACAGGGUUUUAAGUUGUUGUUAUCAUCAGUUUCUUUUCUUAUUCUGUGAAAAUAAUAAGUUGGGGAGAAGAAAAAAACAAAAACUUCCAACAUACAUCCUCUUUCACAUUGUUAAUUUCCAGUGCCGUCUGCAUAUGUGCACAUGUUGCACGUGCAUACCACAUGCACAAAGAAGCAGUGGCUCCCGUUGGGAUUCGUGUUUGAUCGCAUGCUGAGUGAGUGGUUAAUUUCACAGUGCUUUGAUUUGCUGCAAUUACUAGAACUCUGUUUGGUAAGAGCUUGGAUUUGACACACUGGCUGCAUUAUAUUCAGUGUUUCUUCUUCUUCCAAUUUUCCUUUUUUUUUUUUUUUUUGUUCUGAAAAGAUGUUUUUAUGUUUAAAGUAUUAAAGUUUUGAUACCACACAUGGUUGUUUUACACACGCAGUCAUGAAAGACUACAAUCAGGCGUUUGCUGAAUUCAAAACAAAAAUGCAAUGUGUUAUAUUUUUGCAAUUUCUGUAUGGAUAUUUUUGAUUUGUUAUUAUCAGUUUUUUUUCUGCACUGAGUCAACAUUUUGACUCCAACAAACACUCUGGAUCUUCCAUCAAUGCUAAGAAAUUUAUUUUGAAUCAUGUUGGUGCACAAAACCAUGUAGAUAAAAACGGCGUUUCCCUGUAACAGGAUUUUGAUUUCAUUUUAUAGACAGUAUAUGCAUUUAUCGUAUGGUUUCCUGUGAACAAUACUGUCUCAUGAGUACAGAGCUGUCAAUCAUUGUUUGUGUCGUCAUCUGUAACCUGGCAUUAAGAAGGGUUGUGAGGGGAAAGAUGGAGUUCGUAGCAAUGCGCUGAUUCCCUGGAGACGGUGAAUCAGGCAUGGGUUAAUGUACACAGCCAGUAAAUGAUAUCAGCAGCCCAGAGUUCCUACUGGGCCCUCUGCUCCGAGACCUGACAGCCAGACAUGGACGUCCAGCUGUGAGCCAUCGGUAAGAUGUGUCCGGUCACAGCGGGGCGGCUGCGCCUCCAUCACAGCCGCUCUGUCCAGGCACUGAUUCCCUCCUCUCUCUCUCUCUCUCUCUCUCUCUCUCUCUCUCUCCUUGAUCACAUACAUGCCUGUCAGCCACCUGUCCACCGCUCCCACUGAUCUCCACUCAGUCUGCUUUCAGCAGUUGUCUGGUUUCGUCUUGGAGAGUUUUUAACAGCGCCAACAGCAUCAGGCGAACUGACACUCAUCAGUGGGGCAGUUGUGUCUUGUCUUGUCCUGGUGCUGCAUGUCUCUGACCAUGUGAAAAAAAAAAAGUUCCUCUGGACAAUGCUGGAAUGUUUGCUCAUACCAAAUUCUCAGACUUGAACUGAGUUUUUGUGGUGUCACUACAGACAGCUUUAGCGCCAAAGCCUUGGUUAAAGAGAGUGAGAAACCUCAGUUGCUGCACCCCUGUCUUCUUACCUUCCAUUAUCCCUGGCUGUCCAGAGAAUUUACGCCAGGAGUGGAGGAGUGGAUUUUUAGUUUCUUUCUACUCCAUAAUCCCCUCCUUGGUUAUUUUCAUCUCCAGCGCCACACAUCAGAACGAAUAAUUCCUUGGAAGCAUUUAUAACAUAUGAAACUGGAGGAGGAGAAUCAUGAGCUGUUAGUCAUAGCUGAGAGGCAAGGGAGAAGUGAUGCUGUGACCUAAAUGCCACAAAUGCCAACAUGCAGUUUGCUUUUUAAACCGAGCUUUAGACCAUCUUCCUUUUCCAUUUCUCAAUACUUAACAGCUCAUCAAUUUCAGGUUGUGAGGCUGUAUGUCUUCUCCAGUACGGCAAAUGUUCCGUCGUCGGGAAAAACACUUAAUGUUGUUCAUGAAAUUAAUCUAAAGUACACACGAGGCCGGUGAGUUUUUGUUCCGGCCCUAUUAAAGCUCAUUCAGAUGCUUGUCCGUGGAUGCUGCCAAGAGUUAUUAAUCAAGCAAUUAUCCUUGAACUUUGCUUGAAGGAACUACCUUAAACAUGGCGUGCAGAAAUACUAGACAUCAAAUAGCGCUGAACUUUAUGUUACAGACUGUCAGUAUAUUGUCACCGCCAAGAGAAUACCUUCUGUAGGGUUAGUUUGUUGUUUUUCCGUUUCAUCUGAAGGAGUUUUUAGAAAACCUUUUGAUUGAAUGUGGAGUGUUUUGAAAGCACUGCAUGAAGUAUUUAUGUAUCUUAUGAUUUUGAGGGCACAAAAAAAGACUUUUUGUUGCAGUUUAAGCUGAGCAAUGAUAGUGGGAGAAGAAAAUUACGCACUUAUGUCAAGUGUUUCUAGAGAUUCUGACUUCCUUUUUCAACAGCAGACUGGCUGCUUUCUUUCAAACAAAGCUCAAGCUGUGAAAAAAAAAGCCCUGAUAUCAAAAUUCUAUUAAAAAAAAUGUAUAGAAACCUGGCCAAAAGGAAUAUUGGAUCGCUGGGAAAUUUACUGUAUGUCAAUUGAAGAUUUGUAUAUACAGAGAGGCAUUAGUUUCUUUUAAGUUUAAUUCACUUGCUUUUUCCCCUUUAAAACAAUGAUUUUCUACUGUUCACUUUCCAGGAUACGUAUUUAACAUUUCAGAUUACUGUAAAGAUUUACAGGACCAAAAAUAUCGACACCAUCUACACAUGCAGACUCCAGCUUCUGCAGAUAAAAAAAAAACUUCACAGUUUUGCUCUGGAAAUUGAAGUAAACGCAAUGUGGUCAUGACGUUCGCCUACUGCCGCUUUUCAGCAAAACAUACUGUAUUUUCUCUUCUUACAUCUGUGAAGCAAAGUUUAAAAAAAAAA